Hemisphaericaspora subhashii is the source of this 5400-nucleotide messenger RNA. RefSeq names its product Mlp1p (gene MLP1). Lineage: Eukaryota; Fungi; Ascomycota; Pichiomycetes; Serinales; Debaryomycetaceae. The transcript has a single exon. Gene Ontology annotation, molecular function: structural constituent of nuclear pore. The record is from RefSeq and is a predicted model, not a curated record. Gene Ontology annotation, cellular component: nuclear pore. Gene Ontology annotation, biological process: protein import into nucleus; mRNA export from nucleus. Bases 1 to 5400 code for a protein of 1799 amino acids.
AUGAAUGAAGACAAUACCUCGGAAGAUAUAACAUCUGUUGAAAAUAAAGAGCAGGAAGUAUCGGAAGAGCAACCAACUGAAGAACAACAACAACAGCAACAACAACAACAACAACAAGUUCCGGAAGAUGAUGUUGAUGACCAAGUGAUGGAAACUGAAGAAGCACCAAUUGAGUCCAACGAACCAACUGCGGAAGUGGGAUUUUCUCCAGUCCAGGAAGAAGUUGGAAAUGAUCUGAUAAUACAAGAACCAGAAGAACCGCAUACUUCAUUUUUACAAAUUCCGCAAUCGGAUAAGUAUCAAUACACCACUCCUUCAAAAUCAUUACCUCCCCUUAAAGAUAUCGAUCAAAUAACCACACCCAAGCAAUUCGAUGUGGCCAAGGAUGUGGAUGAUGUCGCUGAUGUAACAGUACUGAAUGUGACUAGUUCACCUUUUAAGAAUAUUUUAGGCGGGAUAAACGAACAACAAGAGGAACUUGAUGCGAUCGAUGAAGAAAUGAAAGAUAUCAGCGAUGAUGCAGUUAAAGCCGUAGCAGGAUAUUUAUCAAUUGAUGAAUCGAAGGUUCGCGAAGUUGCAAAUCAUCUGGAAUUGUUUAAGGCUUUAUUAUCCAAGUCUAGUGAAUUUCAAGAAAUUGCUUCUCAAAAUGAUUUUCUUAAACUUCAAUUGGAACAAAUUAGUAAUCGUAGUGUCAAACAAGUGGAAGUAUUACAAGAGAAGUUCACCAAAGCUGAUAAUUUAUCAACCUCUUUACUUCAAGAGAAUGAACAAUUGACAUCACAAUGUAAGACACAAGAAAAUCGAAUCAAAGAAUUAGAAGACCUGAAUUCGUCACUUAGGAAUCAAUAUGAUCGUCUUAAGGAAUCAUCUGAAGUAACAAAUAAAGAAUUGGACAAGAUAAGAGAAUCAGAAAAUCAUAAGGAGCUUCAAUUCCAACAACAAGUGAAUCAAUUGUCUUCCACAAAUAUAGAACAAAGUAGAAAAUUAAACGAAUUAGUCAAAGAAAUUAAUGAAACAAGAAAUGAUAAAUUUUCAAUGCAAUUGCAAUUACAAAAAUCACAAAACGAGCUUUCAUAUCUCAAGGAUCAAAAGGAAUGGUAUGAUAAUGAAUUAAAACUGGUACAAGAAAGAUUCACCAAUUUGAUCAUCCAACAUGAAAAGGAAUAUCUUAUGACUAAUUCCAAGAUUUCAAAAUUAACUGCUAGAAAUGAAACUUUAGAAUCAUUAGAAAAGCAAUCUCAAGAAACCAUAGCAUCUUUAUCGUCUAAACUUGAACAAGAAAUAACCAAGACUUCAAAGCAUCAUACUGAAUUUGAAUUAGAGAAAUCUCGUUUCUUGAAGGAAUUGUCUGCUAAGGAAGAAUUGAUUGAAUUGACAAAAUUACAAUCGGAACAACGUGCAACUAGAAUACAGCAGUUAGAAUCAUAUAGUGAUGAAAUAAAGUCAACAUUAGGUGAUCAAAUUUCCAACCUUGAAAGCAAGUUAGCCGAAAAGACCGAGAAGGUGAUUGAAUUAGAAGAAAGACUCAAGAGAACCGAAGAAGUUUUGGAUGCCGAAUUACACAAGGAGACUGAUUUACCAAAAUGGACUGAAUCUUCUGCAUUAAUUGCUGCUAAUGGUAUUUCAUUAUCUAAGAUAUAUACUGAAUAUAAUCAUUUAAAGAAGCAAUUAGUCUCUGAGAAAGCCCAGAAGCAAAAAAUGGCCGCUCAGUUAGAACAAUUCGUUAAUGAAUUUGAAUCUAAGAAACCUGCAUUGGCAAAUUAUCGUGAUCAAGUUAAAUUCUAUGAAACUUCACUUAAAGAAAUGAUUGGAAAAGUUGAAAUUAUUCGUUCUGAAAAAGCUGAAGUUGAAAAGGAUGUUAAAAGAUUAAGAACCAGAAUACUUGAAGAUGAGAAUGAAAUGGUAGGUAUGAAGAAAUUGCUUAAUGAUUUAGGUAGACAAUUAUGUUUCUAUUUGAUUCAUUCUAGAAUUAGAGAAAAUCAAGGUGAUCCAUUAACAGUUAGUGAAAAGAAUGCUAUUGAAAAGAUCUUGGCCAAAACUGGUAAUUUGGAUGAAACACUGGAAACUGAUUCCGACAGAUUAAUUUCUGAAAGAUUGGUUGAAUUUAGAAAUAUUAUUGAAUUGAGACAAAAGAAUCAAGAAUUAUUAGUAGCUAUUAGACAAUUAUCUAAACAAUUGGAAAGCCAUGAAGAAGAAAAUAAUAAUUUUGAAAGUGUCGCUAUUGAAGAAGCUAAGGAUGCUAUUCUUACUUUAGAACGUGAAGUUGAUAGUUUAACAUUAAAAUUGGAUGCCGCUACAAAGGAAAGAGAUGCACUCAAGAUAAUCAGUGAUCAGCCAACUUCGUCAAAUGCAGAAGUAAAGUACCUUACUCAAGUGAAUGAAGACUUAAGAAAGAGAAUUGAUGACGGUGAUAAGAUAAUGAAGAGUUUAAGUGACCAAUCAUCAAAGACUAUUCGUGAUUUGAAUGAAAAAUUAAGAGAUGUUACUGAUGCUAAGAAUGAAUUAUCGUUGAAGGUAUCCAUGGUGCAGAAAUCAGCAGAAUUGGCCGAAUCUAGAUUGAUGAAUUGUCAAAGGUCAUUAGAGGAUUCUAGACAAGAAAUGUCGCAAGUCAGAAAAGAAAUAGAUUUCUGGCAACAACAAGCAUCUAAGCAAGAAUCUUUGAUAGUUGAAAAAGCUCAAGAAUUACGUACUUUAGAAUCGGUUGUUUCUAAGAAUAGAAUUGCUAUCAACACUCUUGAACGUGAGAAAGAAUUUAGUGUUACAUUACAGAAGUCAUUACAAAAUGAAGUUGAUACUCUUAAGAAUGAUAAGAUCAAGCUUAAUGAAUUUGUAUUGAACUUACAAUCACUCUUGAAAGCUCGUGAAGAGUCAUCUAAGGAAUUAUCCGACAAGCUUAACUCAUCCAUUGAAAACUAUCAAAACUUACAAACCAAACUUGCUGAAAAGGAAGAACGUAUCCAAAUUUUAUCUAGUCAAACAGAAUUAUCACUCAAGGCUCAAAAUACCAAGUUAGAACAAGUGAAUGAAAUAAGUCGUCAAUUAUUAGAGACGAGAACUAAGUUAUCCGAAAAGGAACGUUUGGUUGACGAGUUAAGAAGAAAAGUUGAAAGCGCAAAGGCUCCUAUUUCAGUUGUAUCUCAACCAGUUCCAGCAGCUGCAAUGUCUAGUUCAACAUCUUCUGCCACUACCCAAUCAUUCGAAAUUAAUCAAUUGAAGGAAGAUUUGCGUAAUGCUGAGAUGCAAAUUGAGGAAUUGACCAGUCUUGCCAAUGCUAGUGAAUCUGCAUUAGUUAAUGCCACCAAUUCAUUUGAACAGUAUAAGAUUGAUUCUGAUGCAAAAUGUGAAGCAUUAAUUAAAGAGAAGCAAUAUGUUGAUGAUGAAGUAAAGAGAUUGCAAGAUUUAUGUAACACUACUGCUCAAGAAUUACAAACUGCUCAACUGACUCAUAUGGAAGAAACCAAUGAAUUGAGACUGAAAUUAAGUGAAUAUAAAUUAAAGGCUGAUGAAUAUGAUAAUUUGGAUCGUGAUUAUCAAAAUAAGAUUGAUUCUAUUCGUAAGGAUCUUGAACAUCAAAUUCAAAUCUACAAUGAUGCUCAGAAUAAAUAUCAAUUGGAAAUGAAUCAAAAUAAUAAAUUGAAUGAACAAAUUAAUUCAUUGAAGAAUGAUUUGAAAGAAAGAGCUAGUGAAAUUGAACAAUUGAAGAAAGAGUUAGAAUCAGUUAAGGGAGCUUUAUUGGCGAAGCAAGAAAUGUUGGCUGCUGAGAAAUCUCAACUCGAGACAGAAUUGUCGAUCUCUAAUAAUAAGAUUACUGAAUUGAAAGAACAAAAUGAUUUAUUAUUAAACCAAAUGGAAUUAACCAAGGCUUCUGCAAAUAUAGAUGAGCAAGAAAGUGGCGAUUUCAGUCAAGUGAUUCAUUACCUUCGUCAUGAAAAGGAAUCAAGCGAUGCUAAAUUGGUGGUUGCUACUGAAGAAAACCAAGAAUUGAGGGUUAGGGUAGAACGGCUUCAAAAUGAGCUCAAUAUCACCAAAUCUGCAUUGAGCAAUGCUAACAUGAUUAACUUGGAUACAUCUAUAAGGGAUCAUGAAGAAGUUUCAUCUCAAUUAGAACAAUUAAGCAUUCUUAAGGAAAGCAACACUACUUUAAGACAAGAGAAUACCAAGAAAUCAGAACAAAUUCUGAAGUUAGCUAAUCAAGUAGAAACCUUCAAUGAAGAAUUGGCAUCAGCAAAGGCUAGAAUCAAUGAGCUUGCUGACGAAGUGGCUAUGAAAGAACAAUUUGUUAAUUUAGCAAAGGAGGAAAACGAACAUUUGAAGACAAAGUUGUCAAGCGAAACUGUGACUGAAAAUGAAUCUGGAGAGGUCAUCCGGUUAAAGGAUAAAUUAAAGGAUAUCACAACUCAAGCCAAUGCAAAACUACAAGCACAGAAUAUAAGGAUUGGUACUUUACAAGAGGAGCUAGAAGCCUUGAAGGCGAAGACACCGGAAGAAUCAACGGCUUCUGCUAGUACGGAGGUCGAAGUUUCAAAGAAAGAAAUGGAAAAGGCUAAAGAAGAUCUUGCGAAAUCUAAGGAGGAGGUUGACCAAUUGAAUAAGAAAUUGAAAGUUUCCAAAGAAGAGUCAAGCAAGUACAUUGCUGAGAAAAACAAUUUGGUUAUCCAAUUCACCAACAAACAAGCAGAUUUGAAGCAGCAAUUUAAUAAAGAAAAGGAUGAACUUCGCAAGUCUUUAGAACAGGAGUUUGAAAAGAAACUUUCUGAAGCAGGUGGUUCUAAUCAAUCGACUGCGGAUCUUGAAAAGAAGUUGAAGGAGUCACAAGAAGCUUUGAAGGAAGAAUUGAAUAAAGAAUACCAGCAAAAGCUAGCUGCAUUGAAUUCCGAACACGAACAAACCUUAAAGAAGUUGAAGGCAGAGCAUGAAAAAGCUCUUGAAGCAAGAGAGAAGGCGAGUGAGCAGAAGAUUAAAAUGUUGAAUAAAAAGAUUGAAAAACUAGGUAAAACUGCCACAUCGACUCCCAAUGAAUCCCCAAGUACUACUUCUAGACCAACCACCGGAGCACUCAAUCAAGGUUCAACUGCUACAAGCUUCGGACGUCCUUCUACUGGUAACUCUCCUGCCCCAACUGGUUUCAGUCAACAAGGCACAGCACCGGUAAAACCAGUCCCAAGUCAAAAUCCUUCAAUGUCGCCCACUCCAAACCCUGCGGGUGUAGGUCAGAAACAAGCGUUUACUCCAAAUCCACCAGGAAAUCCUUUUACCGAAAGUACAUUGACAGUUCAUCGUGCUCCUGCCAAACAAGAAGCUCCAAAGUUCAAUCCUACUCCAAAUACAACCCUGCAGAACAGGAAGAGGUUCAUUACGGGUCAACCUCAACCCAAAAAUAAGAAGCAGAAGGAUGCCUAA